This is a messenger RNA of Penaeus monodon (black tiger shrimp), 1783 nucleotides long. RefSeq lists its product as uncharacterized. The transcript has 3 exons. The record is from RefSeq and is a predicted model, not a curated record. Lineage: Eukaryota; Metazoa; Arthropoda; Malacostraca; Decapoda; Penaeidae. Bases 1 to 1725 code for a protein of 574 amino acids.
AUGUACCCAGAUUCCGGCAUAGCAGCCGAAACUUCUCUACGCAGAAAAGGAGCCGCUACCGUACAUGUUCUGGGAGAUCUCCUCCGAGAUAAAUUAGUCCGGAAGCUGAGGGAACACAAGUUCAGUUUGAUAAUUGAUGAAAGCACGGAUUGCUCAACGAGUAAAACACUUGCUAUCGUUGCCAAAUAUUUUGAUUUUAAGGAAAAUUCAUUUAAAACAGAGAUGCUUGAUAUGAUUAAUAUUUACAAUGGAAAUGCAGAGGCCAAUGCUAAUUCAGACAAUAGGACCUCAUCGUUUCCUUCCAGAACAUCACUGGCAGAGGUCUUGAGGUCCUCACCAGCAUGGGCCGGCGUCGACCGCGAUUCCUGCACGUGCCGAGAACGACAUGAUCCAUGUCCUGUCUCGCUUCCUUUGUCCAGGGAACUGCUCACCAAAGUAGGUGUUGUGUGUAUUCAGAGUCUGCAAUUCUGCUGUGAUUUCAAGACACAGCAAAAGGAAAGAGCAGCUGAAAAAUCUAGUAAGCCACAAACACAUUCUAACACAGCAUCAAAAAAAGUACAGAGUAUUACUGACAAGGAGCAAACUAGUAUCACCAGUCUUGGUGUAGUACCUUCUGGCCAAGAGAUAACAAAAAACUCAAUAAAUGAUCAACAGAAGGGAAAUAAGAUUACACAACAUGUCUUGGAAGAAAAUGCAUCCAGUCUGCAAGGGACAGACGUUCCAGAAUUACAUGUAAGAACUAAAAAGGAAAAUAAGAAAGAAACAGUCAAUGGAGUCACGCAACCCCAGAUUUCAUCAGAAAACAAAAAUCCCAAAAAUGAUGUUAGUGGUCUAGAUUUUGAAGCUGAAGAACUAAAACUCCACAACAUAGAAGAGAAUGAUGUCAGUGAUAACAAAAGUACAGAUUUUGUGCCACAUAUCACAGUAAGUGAAAAGGAGCUAAACAAAUCAUCUCAAUACUCUAAAAGUAAUAUUACAGCUGGAAAUCCCAUAAACAAUGAAAAACCCACGAAUGCGCCACACAAAGAGCAAAAUCCUGUUAUCAAAAGCACUUCAGUCAUGAGAUCCCAAGAAGUAAAUGGCAAGCAACCUACGUCUCUCUCAAUAAAUACAAGGCAAGUGGGUUUUCAUGACAGAGCUCACGCUGUUGGAAAAAACAAAGCCUUCAGAAUUGAUCCUGACUACAACCAUAACCUUCACACAGAAAAAAAAUGUGAUCCAGAAGACUUUUCCUGUGUAAAUGGCAACAAAGAAACCUACAGGGAAGACCCCACACAGUUAAAUAGCAUAAGGAGUACAAUUGAGACAAAACCAAAUUCCACAGAGAUAAGAGAUACCUCUAAUAUUUCUAUGUUGAUUUCCAUUACCUCCCAGAAUGAAAGUGAACCUAUAUCACUACACACAGAUCCAAUAAUUUUGGGGUCUCGGUACCAGCCAAUAGAUAUGUCUUUUACAAACAGCCGCAACAACAGCCCAUCACGAGCUUUCAAGACCAUUCGUGAACUGACUAGAAAGGGCUUAAGUUUUACUAUAUUUUACUGGAUUUAUGUUGCUGCUUUCCUUUAUAUUUCCUGUUACCUCCUAGGAUUUAUCAUAAUGCCAUUUUCUGUCCUGGGUUUCAUUAUCAAAAUUAUCAUAGUGCAGUUUUUCCCGGCAAUACUCAGUCUACAUUUUUUCCAUGCAGCAGACAUAAUACUGGAUUUAAUUUAUGACCAAAUAUCUUAGGUAUUAAGCGCCCUUACAAUGUUUAAUCAAUAAAGACUAUAAAUUACAGAUACUGCAA